Molecule: messenger RNA, 7347 nt
Organism: Anoplophora glabripennis (Asian longhorned beetle)
Lineage: Eukaryota; Metazoa; Arthropoda; Insecta; Coleoptera; Cerambycidae
Product: ankyrin-2-like
Exons: 9
Coding region: 1-7347 (2448 amino acids)
Biological process (GO): regulation of cardiac muscle contraction; protein localization to T-tubule; signal transduction
Cellular component (GO): T-tubule
Molecular function (GO): protein binding
Source: RefSeq, a predicted model, not a curated record
AUGUUGGCUCAACCCAUAGACCCAGAGCUAACCGCUAAACUGUUAGGCCAUGGAGUGGCCGUCUCCCCGGUAGUAACCGUCGAACCAAGAAGGAGGAAAUUCCACAAGGCCAUAACGUUGAGUAUGCCCGCUCCCAGAGCUCAUUCUCAGGGGAUGAUCAACCAGUAUUCCGGGUCAGCGCCUACUUUGAGGCUGCUGUGCUCCAUCACAGGUGGUACGACUAGAGCACAAUGGGAGGACGUAACCGGUUCGACACCCUUAACCUUUGUCAACGACUGCGUGUCAUUCACGACCACCGUAUCAGCACGAUUUUGGCUGAUGGACUGCAGAAAUAUCGGAGACGCAACCAAAAUGGCGACAGAACUAUAUAAGGAAGCCAUCCACGUGCCGUUCAUGGCCAAAUUCGUCGUUUUCGCAAAACGCGUUGAUCCGCUAGAAGCUAGACUGAGAGUAUUCUGCAUGACAGACGACAAAGAGGACAAAACCCUGGAGCAACAAGAGCACUUUACAGAGGUCGCCAAGAGCAGAGACGUAGAGGUACUGGAAGGAAAGUUACAGUACGUAGAGUUUGCCGGCAACUUGGUACCAAUUACGAAGAGCGGAGAACAGCUGUCGUUCUCGUUUAGAGCUUUCAGAGAAAAUCGACUACCGUUUUCAGUCAGGGUAAAGGACCAACACGCCGAAGCAGUCAGCAGAUGUUUGUUUAUGAAGGAAUCAAAGGUACCGAAAGGGGAACCCCCUCAACAACCCAUCUGCAUACUCAACAUCGUCCUACCGGACGACAUUGUCACUGACACCAUCUCCCUGACAGACACGGAUUCCCUCAAGAAACACACCUUCCUUUCGGAGAACUUCGACUACUUCCGACCGGACCCGCGACUAGCAGACAUGAGCAACCUCCUGGGAGAGGACUGGGUACCUCUGGCUAACCAACUAGGUCUUACCACAUCCGAGAUAAACGUCAUCAAGUCCGAGUAUCCCGACAGCGUCGCCAAGCAGGCUCAGUCGAUGCUGAGGAUGUGGCUGUCACAAUCCGGCAACAAAGCACAAACCAACACUCUGGAGAACGCCCUUAAGAGGAUAGGAAGGGAGGACAUAAUACCCCAGUGCCUAAAUGUCGACCACACCGGUCAGACGAUCACUAGGAUAAAACAAGAGGAGAUAGGAAAAUAUAGACUGAAAAAAGAUAUAGAUAUUAUAGACAAAGACGUAGUGAGAGAUGAAAUCGUUGAAGCGAAAGUCGUAGCUGAUAAAACUGAAGCUAAGAGGAAGCUAGACGCUUACGACAAGUACUCAGCAGAAGAGAAGGCGGUGGAGAAAUCCGACGAGGAUGAAGAAGAAUCGUUUGACAAGCCGGUGGCCGAGCGAAGGGAGCAGAUAGAGAAGCGGCUCUCCGCUGAAAGAACCAUUCCUGCCUCUUCACAGAGACGUGAAAUCGUCCAGGAGAUAACCUCGAUCAAGCGACAGAGCAUCGUCGAAGACAAGAUCGCGGAAGUCCAGCAAAAGACGACACCCGAACAAAAGACCACACCAGAACAACCAAAACCACCAGAAUCUAAGAAAACCACCACGACCAAAACCACAACCGUCACGCCGGACGCGCGGACAGUCACCGAAACCGUCGAAGUUAAAACCACAAUUCCAUCUGACGGUAAAGUUUCGGGGGCAGUGCCGCAGUUCGAGGAGAUGAAGACCACCACCACCACAGUUGUGACGGAAACGCGCACAGUCAUACCGAAUGAUACCACACACAGAACCGCAGACGACGCGGAGCUUUUGGAGGGAGUGACCCUCAGCCUGGAGAAGACCAAGGCGCCGGUGUCGAAGCUGAUUGCCGACGAAGAUCCGAGAUCACCGAUGUUCUCCAAAACUCCGCCCCCGAGUCCAGCUGACUUCUUGAUAAGGGAACAGGCAGCCACGGUCCAAGCAGCAAGUGCGUCACCGCAGGAUGACGACGAUUCUUUGGAUACCGAUGGCUUCCGCGAAGACCAAUGCCUUCUAGAAACUCCUACCCCGAGCGAAGACUACUCUUCCGGCUCGAGAUCUGAGUACGACGGCGAUCACAUCGCCACCAAAGAGAUAGAAUCCCAGGAGGUGACGGACUACGACAACAUACGUCAGUAUUAUCAGUAUCAAGCUAAAUUAUUUUCCGGUCAACGUAAGCGUCUAGCUUCCAGCGAGGACCUAGACUUCGAUGUGAUAGAAACUUCCGUAAACACUACCUCCAAUAUACUGCCUUCCAAUUUACCUAAUAGUGAGUUAUCGGGAAUUGUAAAAUUAGGUUUAGAUAGUUAUAAGUUAAUAGAGUCUGACCCUGUCCGACCUGGUAAGCUGCUGAUCCUGGGAUACACGUCCCCGGAAGAGAAGGGUGCUAAGGAUUCGAAGAAGCCAGAGGACUGGGAAAGGAAAGAAAGAAAGACUGUUGAAAGACUGCAAGGUGGGGCUGGCAAGGACAAGAUACCCCCGUCCGAGGAGCAGGUGCACUUGAAGACGACGCCCGACAAGAAGAUAUCCAUUUCUUACACGGAAGUGACCAAGGAUUUGGAGUCGAUAGAGAAAACGUCGCAUACCAACAUAGAGAAAGGCACUAUAGGAAUGAUCCACAGAACGGCGGCGGUAGAGCGUCCCGGACUGAAAGCCUACACCGAAAGAGGUAUUACAAACGCUUAUAGUAAAGAUAGUGAUACUACGAGUCAAAUAAAUUCCGACGUAACUGUGAUCGAUAGGAAAGAUAAGUCUAGCCAUGUACACCGGAGCACGUCUCCGAUUUUGAAUAAGGACAUUACCCCCUCUCCCGACAACUCCCCUCCCACCGUAGCCGAUGUGACCAAGCCUACUCUAGAGUUAAUUAUCGGACGCAAAGAAGUGCGCACCAAGGAAGCUCUGGCUACGGCGGAGAGCCGACUUACCUUGUACGGCACGAAGGACGUAGAGAUUUCGAUAAAAUCCCAGUCUCACAUAUCCGUAACCACCACCAGACGUGACACGUCUGGUACGGAGACUUCUGAGAGAUUCGACGUCGGAAUGUCUACAACUGCCGGCAAGGACAAACAGUCGCCCGAGAAUAUCCAAAUGGCCUACGUGGACAAACACGGGGCGUUCAUAAUACCCCCCGUGGGUCUGGAGACGACGCAGAAGAAGCGAGAGGAAACCGUCAACUUCAGCGGAACGAAACAAGUCUAUACCUACCACGACAGCACUACGGAUCACGACUUGUCUCAGAUGGUGUCCCCAGUAAGCGAAAGUCUAUCCCACCACAUUACCGAUACAGGUAUCUCUCUAACCAGAGGUACGACGACUGGUACCAUCACGAGUCCGGUGGAACAGCCACACGGUACGUUACCGGGUCAGGUGACCACCGGCUUCAUUUCAGAUACAGCCGCAGAUGGGGAAAUCGAGGAAUACGAAUGUACCGAUGCCGGUUUGAGCCCGAUACAGGCGGACGAAUUACCCACCCACGAACUGGAGGAGGAAGUGACGCAGUUCACUGACGCUGGGACCAGUCCGGUGGAGUUUCCUGAAUCUACGUCCAUGCCGCUGUCCCAAGUGGAUACCUCUGAAGCGGCGACAAUAACGGAUCACAUCGGAAUGAAGGAUUCUUCUUGUAGUCCCAUAAAACACGAGGAAAGUCCCCCCAUCUCUGCAGCCGAGAAGCUCAAAGAUGAGGAGAUUCUAGAGAAGAGAAGAGGUUCCGGCGACGUAAAAGCGAAAAUUAAAAUGCUGGAGGAACAAGCGAGUAAAUCGCCGCAUAAGGAAUACAUUCGGAAGAAGCGUGAAAUUGUUGACUCUGAAGACGAACUGUCUAGCAUGAAAGAAGAGGAAGCCUUCAGAGGCUCCACGGAAACCCUAGCUCAACUUGACGAUGAAGAGUACAGAAUGGAAUCAAUAACUGAACAAAUUGUAAAAGAACAAGUCGAAGAAAUAUACACGGAGCCGACAGAACCAAAACCCAAACACGUCACGCCCACCCACACUAAACAGGUUGGUAGAAAAAUCGCGGAAUUGCAAAAAAUAUUUUCCAGCGACUUAGACAGUAGCUUUGACGAGGAUUCUACUAAAUCUCCUGUAAAAAUAGCUAAAACAAAAGAAAAAGAAAUAGCAAAAACAAUUCCAGACGAUGAGAAAAUUAUAGAAAAAGAUGUUAUUAAAAAGAAAGCAAUAACAGUUAAAGAAGAUGAAGUAAAACCUCCUCAAAAAAUUGUUACUAAAGUGAGAUUCGAGGACAAAGUAGAUGUGGGCGAGGUGAAACCAAUUGCUGAAGUCGAUCAAAACGAUAUCGGCACAGAAGCGGAAGAUGAAAUCGACGAAGUUUUCAAAUCGGUUAAAGAUAAAAAAUCUAUGUUUGAACAACUGAUUUCAAGAUCUCAGGAAUCUACACCCGUAAAGAAAUCAUAUAAGCGGCACGUAGAAGAAUCAAGGAAAGUUACAGAUGACAAAAAAGAGCACGCUGAGAAGCAGGUAAAGGAAACGGUAGUGCAAGCAAAAGCUACACAAAAGAAAGUUGAAGAAGACAAAGAAAAGAGACCAUUCGUCGAAAAGGAGUACUCGGAGCAAGAAUUGAGUAAAUGUUUGGUAGGUAUCGAACAACAGCUUGUAGAAGUUGAACAAGGCAAGUCAGUACGUACUACAAUCGACCUAAAAGGGGACGAACUAUGUGAGGAGCCAAUUUGCAUCAAAGUUCACGUGGAACCAAAAAUACCUUCCCCGAUGGUGUAUGAACCUCCACAACAGUUGGUCGAAGAACCUAAGGAAGCAGAACAAAUAUGUCCAGUUACAUCCGAUGAAUUAGAAAACAUAGUUACUGAUCAAAUUCACGCUGUGGAGAGCAUAACCAAACCUGGUUCAGAAGUAGCUGAAAAAUUCGUCUCCCAUGAACCAGAAAUUCCUUCAGAUCGAAUGCCGGAAGCUACUAGACCAAUUCAGAGCGAAAUAAUAAAAGAAGCAAUAGUGUCACACGCUAAACUGGUGUCUACAAUAGCAUUACCAACAGAAAUAAUUGAAUCUGAUCAAAUCCAAAGUGUAAUAUCUUUACCACUGGAAGCAACUACAGACAAAGAAUUAGAAGAAAAGAUUGUAGCAGAUGAAAUUGCAGAUAGAACAUCACCAAAAGUAUUAGACUUGACAAAGAUGGAAACCAAAGUUCCAACCACGGAACAGGAAGUUAGAAAAAUUAUGUCCGAGGUUUUAGAAGCAUCAAAGAAAAUUAGAGAAGAUGUAAAAGAAUUAAAACCAGAUCUCACACCUACUCCAGAAGGUCAGUUAGUAACUCUUUUACCAUCCACUCAAGAAGCUUUCGAUGUAACCAUCAUAACAAAAGUUCAGAAAGACAUUGAGAAUAUAAAAUCAGCCGCAGUUAUGCCUAAAACAUCUGAAGAUGCGGAAGUUGUAGAAGCAAUCGAGAAAUACGUAACACCAGCAGAACUACUAACAAAAAUUAAAAAGGAGAAAGAUUCCGCAACAGAAACCGAUAUUAGGAGGUUCUAUAAACCUAAGGUAGAAUUAGCUGAUGCAGUGCCAAUCAAAAUUAUUACAGACAAGAUGACAGUAAAGGUAGUAGAUAAAAUAAUAGAAAAAAGAGACGUAAUUACUAAAGACACGGAAAAGAUAGUGGAAAAGAAAAUAGAAUCGGAGCAAAAACCAACAGAACUCAUAAUGGAAAAUGAAAUAUCAAUUGAGGAGGUAAAUAAAUACAUUGAAAGAGAAAAGCCAAUCGCCAAAACAAGAGACAUAGAACACAUCUUCAAAUCUACAGCGGUAACAUCUACGGGAACAGUAAGAACAUUGGAAACGGAAAAGGAAGAUUACAAAGAGUCAAUACUUCCAGACGGUAUUGAAAAAGUCGAUAUUAAACCAUCAAUGGCCGAAACAGAAGGUAAAGUGACAGAAACGAAAAAGGAAACAACAUAUGUCACUGAUAAAGCUGACAUGAGAGAUAAAUCAGAGCUAAUCGGGGAAAAAGAACUAAAAAAAGAAAAGGGAACACAUGUUCAACAGAUCAGGAAAAUGUUCGAAAAAGAAUUUAUCCAGGAAACAAGAGAGGAACAAAAACCGAAAAUACCAAUACUGAGGAAACAUAAAACUGCUGAAAAAGUUGAAGUAAUGGAAACUGCCAAAAAGGAUAUUUCACAGAAAAUCAUUGAAAAGGGGAUAUCACCAACAAAAGAAAAAGUAGAGACUGAAAGAUUUAUAAUUAAGGAAAUCAUAGGAAAAGAAAUUACAGAACAAACCAUCGAAAAAGAGAGAUCUCUAAGAAGGGAAGUUGAACAUGAAAUUAUUGCAAAACCAACAAAAAAAGUAGACAUUGCGGAAGCAGAGGUCGAGGUAACGGAAAUUAUACAAAAAGAAGUUACACAUAAAAUAGGUGAAAAGGAGAAAUCUCCAACAAAGGAGGCUAAGCUUGCAGCCAUUAUAAAACCAACAGAGAAGAUUGAAAAGGCAGACACUAAGGUAAAAGAAAUUAUAGAAAAAGAAAUUACAGAUGAAAUUAUUGAAAGAGAGAAAUAUCUAACAAAGAAGACUGAAGCUGAGAUCGUUAUAAAAUCAAAAGAAAUAACGAAGAUCGAAAAAGAGGAAGUUAUAGAAAAACAAAUUACAGAAAAAUUUGCCAAAGAAACAUUUGAAGCAAAAGAGGCUGAAAUGGAACUUAAGAUAAAGAAAACUAUGGACAAAGAUAUCACAAAGGAAAUAGUAGAAAAAGAGAAAUCACCAUCACAAGAAGUUGAUGCUAAAACCGUUAUAAAACCAACGGAUCCAACUAAAAUUAAGGAAGAUAUAGAAAAAGAAAUUACAAAGAAACUUGUCGAAAAAAAGAUAUCUCCACUGAAGGAGAUUGAACCUAAAACCAUUAUAAAACAAACAGAGUUUGAGAAAGCAGAGGUAAAGGAAAUGAUAGAAACAGAGAGUACAGAUAAAAUUACUGAAAAGGAGAAAUCUCCAACAAAGGAAACUGGACCUGAAGCUGCUAUGAAACCCAAAAAAAUAGAGGAGAUUGAAGAGACAAAAGUUAAAGUAAAGAAAAUAGAAAUAGCGAAGAUCAAAGAAGAGGAUGUUAAGGUAAAGAAAAUUAUAGAAGAGGAAACUUUAGAGAAAAUUGACAAGGACGAGAGAUCUCCAACAGUGGAGGUUGACCCUGAAAUCACUUUACAGCCAGCAGAAGUCAAGGUAUCUCUAGAGAAAGAAAUUACAGAGAAAAUUGCGGAAAAAGAGGAAUCUCCAACACAGAGAAUUGAACUUGACACAAUUACGAAACAAAUAGACAUGGAAGAGAUUGAGAAAGCAGAAGUUACUAAGAAUUUCCGGCAAAGGGGGUUCAACCUGAAGCCAUUACAAGGCCAACAGAAAAAGUAG